Messenger RNA from Metarhizium brunneum ARSEF 3297, 765 nucleotides. It is a transcript of the gene RRP46, whose product is annotated as Exosome complex component RRP46. The record is from RefSeq and is a predicted model, not a curated record. Lineage: Eukaryota; Fungi; Ascomycota; Sordariomycetes; Hypocreales; Clavicipitaceae. Gene Ontology annotation, cellular component: nucleolus; cytoplasmic exosome (RNase complex); nuclear exosome (RNase complex). Gene Ontology annotation, biological process: nuclear mRNA surveillance; U4 snRNA 3'-end processing; rRNA catabolic process.
AUGACCGCAUCGUCCGAACCCCUCGCUCAACUGUCAAACCUGCCCAAUGCUGACGGUUCUGCUACCUUCUCAAACUGUGGGUAUGCUGUCACAGCCGCCGUCAAUGGCCCCAUUGAGGCGCCUCGCCGUGACGAAAACCCUUUUGAGGCGUUGAUAGAUGUGGUUGUGAGACCAGCCGCAGGAGUUGGAGGUACUGCUGAGAGGCAGAUCGAGUCGAUGCUGCAAGCCGCGCUUCGACAGCUCAUCCCGAUUCGAAACUUUCCGAGAUGCACGAUCCAGGUCACGCUUCAGAUCAUGGAGGCGCCUGAAAAUGCAUAUCAAAACACAAAGCUACUCCAGCCUCAACAGAAUCUCGCCAUAAUCCCCGCCCUAUUCCAUGCCGCUAUCCUUGGGCUGUUGACUGCCGCCAUCCCUCUCAAGACGAUUGCAACAGCAACAACGCUUGCUAUACCGGCCGGCUCUGGCGCCCUCAUUAUUGACCCGAGCACUGAAGAGUCGGCCAAGGCCACGUCUCUCCACGCGUUAGCAUUUACAUCCCACGACGAGCUGUUACUUGCCGAAAGCUCUGGGUCAUUCUCGAUUGAGGAUUGGGACAGGGUUCUGGAAACUGGUCAGCGUGUGUGCUGCCGCGAUCACGAAUCAGGGCUCGACGCAGCCAUGCCGGGAGAUGGACUGGAGUCGCAAAGCAUCAAGGCAUUCAUCCGAUCAGUCAUGGAAACCAAGACCGGGACAGAUCUCAACUGGAAGCGAAGUCUGGACCAAUGA